GUGAAAGCUCACUUAAGUAGCCGGACGACGUUCAGAUCGGACCCAGUCUGCCCCGAGAAAUCUACGUAUGACGCCUGCAGCGGUGCUCCGGGAACGAUAAACGAAACUCGCAUGUCUUGUGUGUAAUGAGCAAGUCGCGUUGCAAACCAUUCGAUUUAGGGCUAUCUACUACCGUGUUCAACGAUGGCGGCGGCAGCACCCAGUACUUCUCAGAAGCCUUUGCCCGCUAUUCCUCUUCGACGAAGCACACGACCGCUCACGACGCUGACUGUGAGCUCGGGCUCGCAUCUCCGGAAGUUCUUGCACUAUGCACUGAAAGAGGAUGCUCACCUUCAGCAAUAUGAGGAGGCGGAGACAAGAAGGGAACUCUGGGUGAGUACCAUCAUGGGAGCGCUCGAAGAUCUGGGAGAACGCAUGGACCGAGGAGGAUGGCUUGCGGGCAUAAGGAGAGCUUGGAAGGCUAGACGGACACGCCAGGCUGCGCAGAAGAAGGAGAAAGAGAAGUCAGAAGCUGAGGAAAAGGAGUCGAAGGACGGAGAUGACAAAGCCCAGGACAAGAACAGAAGUUCCCGCAAGCAGAGCAAGGGGACGGAGAAGGAACUCCCUGGGACACCCGAGCCAUCCACCUCCUCGCAUACGCAGGACGGGCCCAGCGAGGAUGAACGGCGGGGUCGCGCACUUAAGCAGCUGCAGGAGCUCGCGACGCAGCCUAUCCUCCCUAGACCUAAGCCCUCCGGGAAGCAUCUCCUCCUGACUCUUGUACCCUUCGGAGUACGUGCUGCCCUCCCUACGGAGGAUAUGGGGUUCGACCUGGUGCCCUCCAACAUCGGAUGCAUAUUCUCAGCGGACGUGUUUACCUUACCGUCAGCUGAAAGUGCAACAGACACGAAUUCUGGACAAGUCCUUUAUGGACUGGAAGAAUGGGAUGUCGAGGCAUAUAAUCCUGGCGAAGACCAGCUGCGUUUAGUGGGAGGGACGUUCUCAUUCAAAGGCGUGACUUCGCCACAGGAAUAUGCCUCACUACGCCGCAUCCUCCGCUUGGCUCUGUUCAUAUAUAUAUCUGUGAUACUCGAACAGCAUGCACUCGCCGAUUCUUAUAUCCGACUACAAUUCCCCAAGCCUCAUCUUACUUCCCCUACCAUCCCGGCACCCGCGACAGGAGGAACGCAAGUUACUCGCCAGCCUACCCUUCCCAGUGUCCCUAAACGCGGGCAUAGGUAUCGUGAAUCCCUACCGAACACCGCUUCAGGUAUUUGGUCAUUCGUUUCCAAGAAGACCGAGAACCUGCUGUCUCGAGCUAGUAGCGUCAGACCCCAUCUGAAUCUUGUCCGCCAUGGGUCUUUAGAUCUCCCGACAACUGCGUCUGAGGGAGAGCAGCUUCCACCAACGUCUCUCGACGCUCAUCCGGUGACCCGUCUCCGGAAGUUCUCGUUCUUCGGGGAGGACAGGGCCUCUGCGCCUCCUAAAUUGCAGGAGCCCCACCGCGAGAGUUUAUUUACUACGACCCUGGAACAGCUGAAACUCGUUCGUGAACUGCUGACAACAUCUCCCGGUAUUCCACUUCCACCACCUCAUCUCCUCGUGAUUCUGGCGGAGAAGGAAAAACAGGACCGCGGCAGGCGACUAACAGGCGAGGAAAGGGCGGGUCUGAACAGCCUUUUGCUUUGGGAAGGGAAGGAUCCUAAUGGCAAGGGUCCCAAGGUACUCAGCGGGCUUAGCUUGUUCGUACGACAUCAGGACUUCUCGACGUUAUACUCCGAGCACGUGCCAUCUAUUGUCCCUCUCCCGGACAGUCGUGCAUCCUCCAGCUCCUCUCAACUGUCGCCUCCGCCGUCCGCGUCGUCCCGUAAGUCUUCACCUUCGUCCGGGCUCCCGCCACCACCACAUUUUUCCCAGUGCAGUGGAAGGCAUUGGAUGAUGUAUGUGUACAACAACUGGGACUCUGCAUCAAUGGGGGAUAGGAGGCUUGGUGAGACUAUUGAAGAGUUGGUCUCGUCCGCCGAUGAGAUGUGCCUGAAACCUGGCUGCAUAUUCAAGAAAGGUGACCAUGAAAGGCGAUGGAUACAUAACGGGACACGGGUUAGAGUCAAGGUAGACGCUGAUGACUCCGAUCCGGACCGCAAGGAUCCACCCGAGGAAGAUGUCGGCAUGUGGCUGAGCUGUGCUUUGUGCGGCAGGAGGACUGGGAAGGUCCGGAUGAGCGAUGGAACAUACCUCCUGUCAUUCGCCAAAUUCCUAGAACUUCUGGUAUAUAGUCCCCUGAUCUGCUCACCCUCUCCUCAAAUUUGCGAGCACACGACAUCGCCGACUAUAUCAGAGAGUCUCCCGGAGUCCCGGCUGAACAUUGUCAGACACUUCUCGUACAGGUCUCAUGUUGUCUCAUUCUCGUUAUCUCUCAUUGAGGAGAUAUACGAGGUUAGACUGCCCCGGCUUCAGAUUAUAAAGGGCCAUGGUGAAAAGGAUGAUCGACGAUCCAUCGAGCCGACGCGGCAAGGCAGUCUUGACGAGGAAAAGAAGACAUUAAGGAAGGAGAUCAAAGGAUGGUGGCAGGAUGUGUCCGAUCACAUGGAUAAACUGGAAGAGGCUUUCAGUGAAGGUGACAAUACACUCUCACAUAAGAGUCUGCCCAGGCUUCCGUCAGUAGACGAUGCUUAUGACAACGACUCGCUGGACUCGACGCCGAAAGCUAAGCAACUACCACUGCCGGCGCUGCCUUCCAGUUACUCCCAUUCUUCACCUAUUCGCAAUUCCGAUGGCUCCGCGAGCGAUACCAACCUCGCAGUACCUCGACCACCCUUCCUUCGCUCUAAGACGUCAAUCUCUGCCAUACGUCAAGCACACCAUGCUCAGCAAGAGAGCGAUGCAGAUUGCGUACAGAAGCUUUCUAAUCUUCGCCAUACAUUCCAAGAAGCGGAACAGUCCCUGUAUGCCGAGCUGUUGCAGACCCCUACAUCGUCAUUAAAUGAUGUUCGGAGAUCAUUCCAUUCAGCUGCUCGUGGUGCUGCACGUAGGUUAGCAGCUUGGGAAAGGAAGUACCAGGUGAGCACCGUCGAGGGUGAGCCCGCCGCGGAGAAGUUGUCUACCAACGAACCCGAGUGGUGGGCAACGGAUUGUCAUGCUGUUCCGGGCGGUAAGGUUAUUGUCCGCGAGAACGACUGGGGUAGUAUCAUAGCAUUCACUCUGAGCUCUAUCGAUUACAAACGAGAAUUAGCCAACCUAUCUGUUAGCAAGUCGCCCUCUGGAUCCCAUGACUCACCACAACCUACCCCUCAAUCUCAUGCUUCUUCAUCUGGCUCUUCAUUCUUCUCGUCGAGCGGUUACGGGUUCUUUAAGUCGUCCUCGAAUCUCCAACCUGAUCCGGAUGAUGAAGGUGCAGUCUGGCACGAACCUGAAUCACAUACGGCCACCAUCACUCGCAAAGAACAUCCUCGAGAUCCAGCGGGGAUAUUGGCGUUGCCGUCUGUGCUUCGACAUAAGCCUGCGGAUGUUGCAACUUUGUCUCCGUCACGGUUGACCAACCUCGUCAUCCAGGCGCGGUCCGCUAGCAGUAGCGAACGGACCCCGCCUUCUGCCUACGCUAGACCUGAUGUCCAGCUGAACACGCAAGCGGUUGACGGGGAAGUGAGUGGUCUGCCUGAGGCUGCUCAAGUGGUGGGUAAGAUAUUGCACGACGCCGAUACUGCAGCUGCGGAAUCCCCGACUCGUUCACUAUCGGACAGCGUAAAUUCCAAAUCAUCAAGCUUCGUUCAGACCCAUAUUCGCAGAGCCGAGGCAGCGUCCUUGGAAUCCAACGGUAGCGAUUCCACCGUUGGUCCGGAAGAUCACAGCGGACGGGAACAUGCUCUUGUUCCUCCGCCUCCGCCUCCUAAGGAUACCCCAGACGCUAAGACAACUUCUCGGAUUUCGUCUCCUUCUGCCGACUCCGGGAAUGCACCUGCAACUGCUACAUCCCCAAAGCCCGGAUCAAGUUCCUUCCUUACCUCAACGCUGACGUCGGGUCUCGCGAGUGCUAUGCGACUUGUCCUAAAUUCUUCCGACACGAUCAAGCCGUCGCAAUCUGCAGCUUCGCAGAAGACACACCAUGCGUUGCUCCAUAUUGACUCGCUACCGAUUGAUGAGCGUCCGCAUAUCAAGUACGACUGGACGAUCGGCAGCCGUCUGAAGUUCAGUUGUACGGUAUACUAUGCGAGGCAAUUCGACGGCCUGCGUAAGCGGUGCGGAGUCGAGGACAUCUUCCUCAAGAGCCUGGAGCGGAGCGCCAAUUGGGCGGCGGAAGGUGGGAAGAGUAAAUCGAAUUUUUGGAAGACGAAGGACGACAGGUUCAUCAUCAAGACGCUUGUCAACGCGUGGAAUGUCGCAGAUUUGCAAGUUCUUAUAGAACUGGCCCCGUCCUACUUCCGAUACAUGGACUCGACUGCGACGAAACCUACGGCUUUGGCUAAGCUGUUGGGCUUCUACACUGUAGAGGUUCGGAACCUUGAGAACGGGACUACGCAGGCAAAGGCGGAUCUCCUGGUUAUGGAGAAUCUCUUCUAUGAUCAGGACAUCUCCAAGACAUUUGAUCUGAAAGGGAUACAUGGGAGAAAGGUCAAACCGAGCAGCAAUAGCUCAGGCUCUCAUUCGUCCAAGACCCUGUUCGACGGGGAAUGGAUUGAAGGACAACAGCGGGCCCUGAUUCUCCUGCGUCCAUAUUCCAAGGUCAUCCUACAGGAAGCUAUCAGGAACGACUCAGAUUUCCUGUCGAAGAGUAGUAUUAUGGAUUACUCGCUUCUGCUUGGUUUGGAUGAGGGCCGGAAGCAGAUCGUAUGUGGCCUUGUAGACAUGAUCGGCAGCUAUACUUUCGCAAAGACACUCGAGUACAAGGUCAAGCAAGGUUUGAAUCCAUCAGGAAAGGAAGUUACUGUCAUGCCUCCCAACGAGUAUCAGGAGAGGUUCGUGAACGCUAUGGAUAGCUACUUCUUGGCAUGUCCAGAUAAGUGGUCCCGACCGUGGGAUGAAGCUAAGACGAAGCUGCCGACGGAUGUGGGGGACUUGCGAUGCCCUUUGUAAGGUGGAGACUAUGGAAUCUCUCUUGCAUGCCAAUCAACUGCCUAUACCUCACCGUUAUGCUUAUGGUUGAACACUGCGCAUUCUCAAUUGUAACUAUAGACUCGCAUGUAACGACAGCAUAUAUGUAGUGUAAAGCAUCGAAUCGAACGCACGUCCAGUGGCAGUGCGAUCUGCCGUGGUUACGGCAUCUACC
This is a messenger RNA of Gloeophyllum trabeum ATCC 11539, 5242 nucleotides long. RefSeq lists its product as uncharacterized. Gene Ontology annotation, biological process: phosphatidylinositol phosphate biosynthetic process. The record is from RefSeq and is a predicted model, not a curated record. Lineage: Eukaryota; Fungi; Basidiomycota; Agaricomycetes; Gloeophyllales; Gloeophyllaceae. Gene Ontology annotation, cellular component: fungal-type vacuole membrane; endosome membrane. Bases 184 to 5049 code for a protein of 1621 amino acids. Gene Ontology annotation, molecular function: 1-phosphatidylinositol-3-phosphate 5-kinase activity. The transcript is spliced from 10 exons.